AUGGGCGAGGAGGUCCCGGCGCGCGCGGCGGCCGAGGAGCCCCCGCCGCCGGGGCUGCCCCUCUCCAGGAGCCCCCGGCGGCCGCCGCCCAUCGAGUUCCUGCAGCGCUGCGACAGCAAGGUCACGCCCGUCUACGACAUCAACGUCACGGGCAGCAGCGGGCUCGACGGCGCGGCCGUGCGGCGGCGGCGGCGGCGGUCGAGCUCCGCCGAGGACCUCCAGCGCCUCGAGCGCCUGAAAGAGAUCCGCGAGAGCAUGAAGACGGAGUCGCCGCGGAAGCCGUCGAGCAUCCACACGGACACGCUGUCGCCGCGGCGGUCCUUCGAGCUCGACGAGUUCCGGACCGAGGAGCUCGCGCGCAUCGCCGCCGGCGAGCGGGACCGC
Aureococcus anophagefferens is the source of this 384-nucleotide messenger RNA. RefSeq lists its product as hypothetical. The record is from RefSeq and is a predicted model, not a curated record. The transcript has a single exon. The annotation marks the transcript as partial. Lineage: Eukaryota; Pelagophyceae; Pelagomonadales; Pelagomonadaceae.